Messenger RNA from Grammomys surdaster, 3437 nucleotides. It is a transcript of the gene Sfswap, whose product is annotated as splicing factor SWAP. Gene Ontology annotation, biological process: RNA processing; mRNA 5'-splice site recognition. NCBI's taxonomy places the organism in Eukaryota, Metazoa, Chordata, Mammalia, Rodentia, Muridae. The record is from RefSeq and is a predicted model, not a curated record. The coding region runs from base 126 to 3116 and encodes 996 amino acids. The transcript has 19 exons. Gene Ontology annotation, molecular function: RNA binding.
UAUGGCGGCUGUGUUGAAGUUGCGAAGAGGAUGCGGCGCCUUUGACUGAGGGGGUAGGCCAGGCGAGGCAUCAGGGACGUUGUUCGGCACAGCAGCAGACCGGCCCGGACGUCGGGGACGCUGUCAUGUACGGUGCCGGCGGGGGCCGCGCCAAGCCAGAGAGGAAGGGCGUAGUGAAGGAGGAGGCCGGGCCCGGCGGCACCGGCACUGGGGGCAACCGGGUGGAGCUUCUGGUGUUCGGCUAUGCCUGCAAGUUGUUCCGCGACGACGAGCGGGCUUUGGCCCAAGAACAGGGACAGCACCUCAUCCCCUGGAUGGGGGACCACAAGAUCCUCAUCGACAGAUACGACGGGCGUGGUCACCUGCAUGACCUCUCUGCAUACGAUGCUGAGUACGCCACGUGGAACCGAGACUACCAGCUGUCGGAAGAGGAGGCGCGGGUAGAGGCGCUGUGUGAUGAAGAGAGGUAUUUAGCCUUGCAUACGGACUUGCUUGAGGAGGAGGCAAGGCAAGAGGAAGAAUACAAAAGAUUGAGUGAAGCACUGGCGGAGGAUGGGAACUACAGUGCCGUAGGGUUCACUUACGGCAGUGACUAUUACGACCCGUCAGAGCCCACGGAAGAGGAAGAGCCUUUGAAACAGAGAGAAAAAAAUGAGGCUGAAAACUUGGAAGAAAAUGAAGAGCCCUUCAUUGCUCCUUUAGGAUUGAGUGUCCCAUCUGACGUGGAGCUGCCACCAACAGCCAAAAUGCAUGCCAUCAUCGAGCGCACAGCCAACUUCGUGUGCAAGCAGGGAGCACAGUUCGAGAUCAUGCUGAAGGCCAAGCAAGCACGGAACUCGCAGUUCGACUUCCUGCGGUUUGAUCACUACCUCAACCCCUACUACAAAUUCAUCCAGAAAGCCAUGAAGGAAGGACGGUACACGGUGCUAGCUGAGAGCAGGAGUGAGGAGAAGAAAAAAUCUGGGCCAACCUCUGACAACGAAGAGGAAGAUGAUGAGGAAGAUGGGAGUUACCUGCACCCGUCUCUCUUUGCUUCCAAGAAGAGCAGCCGCCUGGAAGAGCUGAUGAAGCCCUUGAAGGUGGUGGACCCGGAUCACCCUCUAGCAGCCCUUGUCCGUAAAGCACAGGCUGACAGCUCAGCACCAGCCCCACCCACUGCAGAUGGCACACCUGCUCAGCCCUCCCAGGUGGAGUACACGGCCGACUCAACAGUGGCAGCCAUGUACUACAGCUACUACAUGCUGCCAGAUGGCACCUACUGCCUGGCACCACCCCCACCUGGGAUCGAUGUGGCCACUUACUACAGUACCCUUCCUGCUGGAGUGACUGUGUCCAGCUCACCUGGUGUGACUACCACUGUACCACCGCCUCCUGGGACCACACCUCCUCCACCCCCAACCACAGCUGAAUCAAGUAGCGGGGUUACCUCCACAACCACCACCACAAGUGCGCUUGCUCCCGUGGCCAUCAUACCCCCGCCCCCUGACAUCCAGCCUGUGAUUGACAAGCUGGCAGAGUACGUCGCUAGAAAUGGCCUUAAAUUUGAGACCAGUGUUCGAGCCAAGAACGAUCAAAGGUUUGAAUUCCUGCAGCCCUGGCACCAGUACAACGCCUACUAUGAGUUUAAGAAGCAGUUCUUCCUGCAGAAGGAAGGGGGCGGUAGCACACAGGCAGCAACAACAGCUGAAGAGGCUCCCACAGAAACCGCUGUUGAAGAAUCGAGUGAAGCUGGAGAGGACUGCGCUCCUGAGGGUAUGGCAGAGACUGGGGGAAGAGGCAGCGGGAAGAAGGAGGCUGGGUCCAGCAAGAGCACCGUGGACGGGAAGCUGGUAAAAGCUUCUUUUGCUCCAAUAAGCUUUGCCAUCAAAGCCAAAGAAAAUGACCUACUUCCCCUGGAAAAAAACCGCGUCAAGCUGGACGAUGAUAGUGAAGAAGAUGAGGAAAACAGGGAAUGCCAGGAAAGCACCAGCAGCGUGGCCAACCCCAGCCCAGCCUCGGCCCCACCCUCUGCAGUUGUGGAGGAGAAGAAACCUCAGCUUACCCAGGAGGAGCUAGAAGCUAAGCAAGCAAAACAAAAGCUGGAGGACCGUCUUGCUGCUGCUGCUCGGGAAAAGCUAGCCCAGGCAUCCAAGGAAUCAAAGGAGAAGCAGCUUCAGGCUGAACGUAAAAGGAAAGCAGCUUUGUUUUUACAAACCUUAAAAAAUCCUCUUCCAGAAGCGGAAGUUGGAAAACUUGAGGAGAAUACGUUUGGAGUUGAGGAAACUGGUGUCAUGCCCUGUCCUUUGCUGGUUGGCGGUAGAACUCUGCCCCUGUUGGAGGGAAAGCUUCCAGAAAGGCCUUCAAGCAGAUGCAGAGACCCACCAAGAGAAGAAGAAAGAGAGAAAAAGAAGAAGAAGCACAAAAAACGGUCUCGGACGAGGUCCCGCUCCCCCAAGUACCACUCGUCCUCCAAGCCCAGGUCUAGAUCCCACUCAAAAGCAAAGCACGCCCUGCCCAGUGCCUACCGGACAGUGCGGCGGUCGAGGCCCUCAGCCUCCCCAGGGAUCUUGAGUGUGGAGCCUUGUCCCAGCAGCUCGGCAGUGGCGGCAGCACAGCAGGAGAGGUAUCAGGCAGCCUCGGCCUCGAGCAGCUUUGACUCCUGGAGCUCUUUUGAGGGGAAACCUGGUAAACCGGCAAGGUCACGGUCUCGGUCCCCAAGAAGGAGAGCUCACUCUCCUGAGAGACGACGGGAAGACAGGAGUGUCCCUACAGCCUACCGGAUGAGCGGCAGCCCUGGAGUCAGCAGGAAACGGACCCGUUCCAGAAGUCCCCAUGAGAAGAAGAAGAAACGGCGCUCACGGUCUCGCACCAAGGCCAAGGCCCGGUCGCAGUCAACAUCCCCGAGGAAACAGGCAGCACAGCGUCCCUCGGCCCACUCGGCCCACUCGGCCAGCAUCUCUCCUGUGGAGAGCCGGGGCUCCUCCCAGGAACGCUCCAGGGGGGUUUCUCAGGAAAAAGAUGGCCAGAUCUCCUCAGCAAUCGUCUCCUCUGUGCAGAGCAAAAUAACUCAGGAUCUCAUGGCCAAAGUAAGAGCAAUGCUCGCAGCUUCAAAAAACCUGCAAACCAGCGCAUCCUGAGAGCCUGCCAUGGAGCAGCCCCGGGCGAGCAGCACGGCUGUGGCCACAGGUGCUGGGCUACUGCUCAGAGCAGCCACGGUCCAGAGGUCAGCAGCUGAGCUGCCAGCUCACGCCGACCUACACGCGCCGACCUACAGGCGGCCAUCCAGGUUCUCCAGCCCGACUCCCUGGGUCAGUCGGCGGCUUUUGUAAAUUUUUGGUGACAUUUUCUGUUUCAAAUUUUUGACCAGCAGUCUCUUACCUGUAUAUAUGUAAAUAUAUCAUGUUUCUGUGAAAAUGUAUUAUCAAAUAAAAUGGGAAGAACACCUUUUCUAGCUAGCA